This is a messenger RNA of Suillus clintonianus, 1327 nucleotides long. Its product is annotated as CHAT domain-containing protein. Lineage: Eukaryota; Fungi; Basidiomycota; Agaricomycetes; Boletales; Suillaceae. The transcript has a single exon. Bases 164 to 1168 code for a protein of 334 amino acids. The record is from RefSeq and is a predicted model, not a curated record.
UCUGGACCCAGUUGGCACGCUUCAGCACACCACUUGAUGAACUUUCUGUUUCAGGUGACACCGGCGCAGCCUUGGCGGAAGAGUUCAAAGAUUGAGCUUUCGCCGUCGUAACGCGUUUGAUCAGUCUACUGAAGACCAGUCUCCGCAAAUACGGAAACUGGCUAUGCAAUGGGAUGACGUCGUCUCACGCAUUCGCACACUUCCCGGUUUUUCCCGUUUUCUCCUGCCUUCCCUGUUCUCCGACCUACAGAGGGCGGCGGAAGAUGGUCCAGUCAUUAUUGUCAAUGCAAGCAAGCAUAGCUGUGAUGUCUUGAUUAUCCUCGCUGCCCAAGAUCCCAUCCACGUUCCACUCAAUAUCGCGCAAGCCGAUGUCUCUGAGUUGUCCUCCGAAUUUCAGUCCCUCGCAGAGCAAUUUGGUUCUUCUGAUCAUCAACACAAGCUUGUCGGCAUCCUCCGCAAGCUUUGGGAUUAUAUUGUUCACCCCGUAGUCCAAGUCCUUGAGAAGUCUAAAAUUCACAUUCGCUCGCGUAUCUGGUGGUGUCCCACUGCUGAAUUCGUGCUGCUCCCUCUACACGCAGCAGGACCUUACGAGAAGAAGAAAGACAAUUUGUCUCAGAUUUUCAUCUCCUCUUACACCCCAACUUUGGCGACACUCAUUCGGGCGAGACAGCAGGUUUCUCGACCUGCGUGUACGCAGCAUUUUGUCGCCAUUGGUCAAGGAAACCCGGACGCAGGGAAGGAACUGCGUUGUGUCGCUCCCGAGUUAGCGGUCGUAGCUCAGCGUCUCGACUCCGUCGUGUCCUUCACAUCGCUUGAGGACGGCGAUGCAACAGUCCAGGGUGCACUUGAUGUACUAAAUCAUAAUCAGUGGCUCCACCUAGCCUGCCAUGGGGUGCCGAAUCGACAACAACCAUUUGAGUCUUCCUUUGCAAUGCGCGACGGGCCCCUAAUGGUCAAAGACAUCAUCCGGUCUCACUGGCAGAAUCCGGAGUUCGCUUUCUUAUCAGCGUGUCACACUACCGUGGGGCAUGAGGGGAGUCCCGAUGAGUCGAUCCAUCUCGCUGCGGCUAUGCAAUUCUCUGGAUUUCGCAGUGUCAUAGGUUCAAUGUGGUCUGUGGACGACGAGGUUGCGCGCCAGGUUGUGUCUGCUUUUUGGCCACCUGGUUGAUGGUUCAGGGAGAUUGGAUUGCACACGGGCUGCGGUAGCGUUGCACAAGGCUAUGAAGUUGUUGCGCAAGAAGAUUCCACUGGAACAGCAAAUCGUAUUUAUUCACAUAGGUAUCUAGUUUUAUGGGCUGUAUUGUCGCAUUCCUUCAAUAAUCUCUGC